Echinostoma caproni is the source of this 597-nucleotide messenger RNA. The record is from the annotation of a GenBank genome assembly. Lineage: Eukaryota; Metazoa; Platyhelminthes; Trematoda; Plagiorchiida; Echinostomatidae.
AUGCCUUUGAAUGGCUCCAGUACCAAUCGGCAGCUGACGGAUUCACUCAAAUCCACCACAGACACCGGAUCAGUCAAACGUACACCGUCACAGAGUUCCUGCAAAUUUGAUGUGAAACGAAUUGGACCGGAAUGUGAAAACUAUAGUCCCGGAUCAUCUAAACCCCAGACCGAUGUUCGCAAGACGAGAAUGGUGUAUGUGGAUGCACGAAAACCGAAAAAGAAACGUGUCAAUGUAUCCACUGCACCAAUUUACACUGCAACAACAUCCAUAGGGCACGGAUCCCGUGCACAUACAUGGUCCACGGCAAUGCGCCGGCUAAAAUCAGCAGAACACAGCUCCAUGGAAGACCACAUCAUUCCCACUUCCCCGGGUGCUCAAUCUUUCGGACGCAAUAUGGCACCUGUGGGGGAUGACACUAUUGGAAAUAGUUCAGGGGAUCAUACAAGUUAUUUGAGUGGAUUAAGUGUUACAAAAUUUCAACCGGUUGAUGCUGGUGAGUUACACACUAAUUUGAAAAAGAUUGUAAAGUUGAAGGACAAUAUGGUGUAUUGCUUAUUAAUUGCUAUCAAUCCUCAUGAUCGGCUUGCAAUAUAA